Messenger RNA from Hemicordylus capensis (graceful crag lizard), 1498 nucleotides. RefSeq names its product T-cell-specific surface glycoprotein CD28-like. The transcript has 6 exons. The record is from RefSeq and is a predicted model, not a curated record. NCBI's taxonomy places the organism in Eukaryota, Metazoa, Chordata, Lepidosauria, Squamata, Cordylidae. Gene Ontology annotation, biological process: cell-cell adhesion; T cell tolerance induction; T cell costimulation. The coding region runs from base 181 to 864 and encodes 227 amino acids.
ACUUCUCCUAAGUGCGGGGGUUAUCAGAGGGAGGAGGGAAAGAGUUACUUUUCAAUGAAAACAAAAUGACAUAUAACCCAACAAAGGCACUUGCUUCCCUUAAUAUUGAUAAGAGGAAGAAAAAGGAGAGAAGUACCAAUUUUUCUUCAGGCUCAAACCCUCACUUCUUCACAAGAGAGAAUGAAAGAUGAGCAUUAUUUAAGAAGGAUGAAGUUAGAGAUGUUGACUGCUUCUGUUUUGAACCCCUCUAUUUUGCUCCUCUGCUUCUACUUUCAACCCCUGUAUGGUGCUGGACACUGUUCAUCGUCUCCAUCCUGCAGAGAUUCGUGUAAAGAUUACCUUCCUGCUUCUAAUGAUCAGGUGAAUGAUGAAUUUCCAAAAGAAACCUUCCAUUUUAACUACUCUUUGCCUAACAGUACCAAAAGUUUCCAUAUGAAACUCUUCAAGGGAAAGAGCAAACAAGAAUUCUGUGCUCUCUACAAAGGCAAAGACAGUAGAGUUGUCAUGAACCACACUGAGUUUUGUGAUCCAGUGUUUUCUGAUAGUGAAGUAUCAUUUGUACUCAGAAAUUUAAAAAGCAGUCAUAGUGAUACUUAUAUCUGCUGUCUAGAAAUCCUUCUCCCAGUCUAUCAUUGCUGCAAAGCAACUGAAAGUCAUCUAUACAUUCAAGAGCCUUCAGAAACCUGCUUGGUUUCCAAAUUUACAUCAUGGCUGCUCAUAGGGUUAUCUAUUUUUUCCAUCUUGGCCUGCAUCUGCUGUUUAUUAAGUUGCUGCCUCAGAAAUACGAUAUGCCGGCAUGCCUCCCACAGCUCUCGUGACUACAGCAAUGAAUACAUGUCUAUGGCAGCAGUGAAACACAACUAAAGCCAUGAGCUAGCCUGAGGGGGAGUAGCCAGCCAAUCAACCUUGGCCUGUUCUAAUUGGAGAAGUUCUGCCUGCUGUAGAAACUGCUAUAGAAACUGAGCUAUGUCAUUAUCUGUUGGAUUUUUGUCUAAAACAUUUUGCACUUGUACUUUGCUACUGUCAGUUUUUGGCAAAGAGUAAGUGAUGGGUGAGCGGCAUAGGCAGCUAACAAGUGUUUAACUUUCUCUUCAAGCGUUAUACACUUGCUGUCUUGUUGUUUCUUUUUAUGUGAUCCACUUGUUCUCAAUGGGGUUACACUCUGCCUGAAAGAUCAGGUACGUAGUUUGGGAGUGCUCCUGGAUCCAAAUUUCUCUCUAGUUUCUCAGGUUGAGGCAGUGGCCAGGAGCGCUUUUUAUCCAUUUCAGCUGAUAUGUCAGCUAUGCCCAUUUCUGAAGGUAAAUGUUCUUAAAAUGCUUUUAAAAAUAUACACCUGUUUUCUCAGGCUUUUAAUUAAAAUUAAAUUUAAAAUUGCAUUGUUUUUACCCUGUGAAAUUAUUUUAAUUUAAAUUUUCUAUUGUACUUUAGAUUAUGCACACUGCCUAGUGAUGUAUAUAUCAGGUAGUAUAUAAAUAUAAUAAAUAAAUAAAUUUAUGUA